AUGACGAAAACGUAAAUGUCACGUCACAUUUGCAACAGAGGACGCAUUUUUAAUCUUAAUUAAAUGAAGAAAGAUCGAGAUCAAAGUAUAAUUGUAAUAAUUGUCGUUAGCUAGACAGAGAGAUAAAUAAAUUUUGCCUUCGCAAAGAUUUUAUUUCAAGGAGAACACAUAGAUUUUCACAAAAUGUAAUAAUAUUUAAUUGCAGAUAUCUCGUAGUGUUUUUCUUUUUUAUUUUUUCAAUGAAAUUUUUCAAUAUACAAAGAAGUUUUCUUUCCGUUUUGUUUGAUUUGACAAUGAAAGUAGAUAUUUUUGCCCCGAUAAGUCAACAUGUCUCUGCAUUCCUGCUUCAAAGCUUAUCAUACACAGCCACAACAAUAAAAAUAUUUUAAUUUUAGUAAUACAUACACAUACACAUAAUUAAUAAUUAUACUCGAAUCAUGUAAGUUAUUAUUUUGAUGAUAAAAAGUGUUUUUAAAAAAGAAAAAGGUAUACAAAAUUUUCGUUCUCUCUAACAAUCCCUCAAUUCAAACGGCUUUGUAAGUUAUUAUACUUGUAGCGCAAAGUACUACGCUUACUACGAGAUAUCUGCGUAGUUGCGUUAGUGAAUGGGUUAAGGAUGUUCGUCGACCUGAAGAGAGGAAGCAAAGGAGAACAGCAGAAAUCGGACGACGAAGAAGGAAGUAACGAGUACGAGCGAGGGACUGGGUCGAAAUUCGGUUUCGAAGUCGAUUACGAGCUCAAUCAAUUUCUGCUCGAUGGAAAACCCUUCCGGUACGUGUCCGGCAGUUUUCAUUACUUCCGCACGCCCAGGCAAUAUUGGAGAGAUCGUUUAAGAAAAAUUAGAGCGGCCGGAUUGAACGCCGUUUCAACAUACGUGGAAUGGAGUCUUCAUCAACCGUCUGAGAAUGAAUGGCACUGGACAGGUGAUGCGGAUUUAAUGGAAUUUUUGAACAUCGCUCAGGAGGAAGAUUUGCUCGUGCUUUUGAGGCCAGGCCCUUACAUUUGCGCGGAAAGGGAUUUUGUGGAGAACGAGUAUGGAAGUUACGGGUGCGACACACAGUACACGAGUUGGCUGCGAGACACGAUAAAACAGAAAAUUGGUUCGAAGGCGCUUUUGUACACGACCGAUGGAUCGAGCGCGAACCUGCUACGUUGCGGAUUCGUGCCGGAAGUGUACGCCACCGUAGACUUUGGAACCAACGUCAACGUGACGAAGACCUUUGAAAUAAUGCGGCUGUACCAGCCGCGAGGUCCCUUAGUAAACUCCGAAUUUUAUCCCGGAUGGUUGUCACACUGGCAGGAACCGUUUCAAAGAGUACAGACUGCAGCAGUUACGAGAACCUUGGAUGAAAUGCUGUCUUUGGGUGCUUCUGUCAACAUAUACAUGUUCUACGGUGGCACAAAUUUCGGCUACACCGCUGGUGCGAACGGUGACGAGGGUUCAUACAGUCCACAAUUGACUUCCUACGAUUACGAUGCUCCAUUAACCGAGGCCGGUGAUCCAACAGCGAAAUACUUCGAGAUCAGGAAUGUCGUGUCCAAAUAUCUGCCAUUGCCAAACGUGUCUGUUCCAACAGUGUCUCCAAAAGGAGACUACGGCCCGGUUGUUCUCGCACCGGUCGUAAGAUUGUUCGAGCCUCGUGGCCGACAAUUGUUCGAAACCGUGAUCGUCGAGGGAUCGAAACCAUUGACGUUCGAGGAACUGCAUUUGCCUCAUUGGCUGGUGCUGUACGAGACUGAUCUAGCACCUAGCUAUUCAGAUGCUGCGAACUUGCACGCGAUGGUGCGUGACAGAGCGUUGGUCUACGUGGACGAUCAUCUGAUUGGAACUCUGAGUCGUAGCCACAACAUCUACGACGUUAGUAUAGAGAAGCCGUACGGGCAAAGAUUGAAGCUACUAGUCGAGAACCAAGGAAGAUUGAACUAUGGCAGUGGACUUCGCGACUACAAGGGUGUCACGGAGGUGUUUUUAAACAACGCUCGCCUGCCUGGCCCCUGGAAGAUGACUGGAUUCCGCUUGGACACCGUCGACCCUCUUCUCACGCCCGGGUCCUCUCUGUUAUCCGCCAACGGAACACUGUACGACGGCCCAGUCGUGCUUCGAGGAGACUUCGUCAUCGCCGGUCAACCAAUGGACACCUAUCUGAACACCGUUGGCUGGGGCAAAGGAGUCGCUUUCGUCAACGGGCGUAAUUUGGGCCGUUAUUGGCCGCUGGCUGGCCCUCAGAUGACUCUCUACGUUCCUGCGGCUUACCUGAGAACAGGCCAGAACCAAUUGGUCUUGGUCGAAUUGGAGUACGUGCCGACACCCAGGGAGAUCAAGUUGCAAAACGAACCGAUCCUCGACUACAAAGCUCGUUACUCGAACAGCGAGGAAAACUCUGUGCACUUGCAUGUGAUGAUGCAGAGCCCCAGGUUUGCAGAAUCCGCGAUUGCAAACCGGACAUCGCAUCGGCCAAUUGCCACUGUGAGAAUAACCAUGGGCCCUCAAAUCACCAGGUGUCGGGAAGGAACGACCGCAUUCGUUGCAUUUGUGCGGCUUUUCCUGCAGAUUAUAUUUUAUCGUCAACAU
Heterotrigona itama is the source of this 2572-nucleotide messenger RNA. The record is from the annotation of a GenBank genome assembly. NCBI's taxonomy places the organism in Eukaryota, Metazoa, Arthropoda, Insecta, Hymenoptera, Apidae.